Acaulospora colombiana is the source of this 387-nucleotide messenger RNA. NCBI's taxonomy places the organism in Eukaryota, Fungi, Glomeromycota, Glomeromycetes, Diversisporales, Acaulosporaceae. The record is from the annotation of a GenBank genome assembly.
AUGGGUCGUGGGGAAACUGAUUACGCAAGGGAGGAGGGGAAGGGUAGGGUUAUGCCGCUCUCUCUGUGUAUCUCUAUCAUUUCCCUCUCUGUCCCCGUAGCCUAUCUGCAAAGCUGCGAUGCGAUGGAAGACCGAAAGAUCGUAUCCAGGUGGAGCUUGUCAGUCGAAAGGGAAGUUGCGUGCGUCGGGAACGUGGAGAGAGGGGAGUGGCCACCUCCUAAGCGAACGGGAGCAAGGACGAGAAGAGGGUUGAGGAAGGUUGGGGGAGGACGGGGAAAGAGGGGAGGAGUGAAAUUGAAACUGGACGCUCAGCGGAACCAAGGAACAAUCUCUUCCCCAAAGGAGCUCUUCUCGAGGAGGUGCGGAAUAAAAGUUAUGGUGCAAUAA